ACGCGACAGCUACCGUAAAGUAGAAGAAGAAGACGCGACAGCUACCGUAAAGUAGAAGAAGAAGAAGAGCGGCUUUGUGAGAAGCUAGCGAAAUUGCUAGCACCUGCGCUCAGCCUUGAUAAUCUGUAAACCGUGAUCAAAAUUCACAUUCAAGACACUCAGGGUCUCUAAAUUAUGUGGACACAGAAUCCCGGUCAUUGAGGUUCAAAUUAAGGAAUUUGGACGGCAAUUUAAAGACGCUGAUAAGCGAACAAACCAAACUUUUUCCAGCAUUUGAGACGCACGAAGAAAGAAACCGGUAAACCACUUUGAAUCAGGUCAUGUCUCGCCGACGAAGCCUCAGCCCAUCUCCGGGGCGUUUUUCACGCUCCUGCAGCAGUAAUGAUCCUAGAGAUUUGGAGAGACGGAUUUUUGUUGGGAAUUUGCCGACCUCCGACAUGGAAAAGAAGGAGUUGGAAGACCUGUUCAGCCCGUAUGGGAAGAUAAUCGGCGUGUCCAUGUUUCGUGGGUUCGGAUUUGUACAAUUUGAACGUGUUGAGGAAGCCGAAGCUGCAAAGUCUGGCCAAAAGGGUCGAAUAUAUAAAGGUUAUAAAAUAGAUGUAAAUAUGGCAGUGGAGCGACGGCAAGCUAAACCUCAAUCCCAGCAGAGCCCUCCACGAAGGGCCACGUAUGGCAGUUACGGGGACAGCAAAGAGGCCCGUCCUCGCUCACGCUCACCCGCUUAUGCCCGUGAACCUCGGGACAGCCGUGACGGGCGUGAGACUCGGGACAGCCGGGAUGGACGAGACUCUCGGGACAGCCGUGACGGGAGGGACUCGGGGAGGGACUCGGCUAGGGAGUCGAGACCGAGUGGCCACUCUCGUGACCACGACUACCGGUACCGAGCCUCAGAGAGCAGAGACAAAGACCCCAGGGAUCCUGCAUACAGCAGAGAAGACUAUGACCGGUUCUACCGCAGUGGCAGUGGUGCCGAGGACUAUUACCGGAGGAAGGAUGAGCCCUACAGGGACCCUUACAGAGAUCCAUGGAACGGACGCCGUGAGCCAGAGGUCCCGUCCAACCUCUCCUCAGCAGUAGACGAUCGCGCUCGACCAGAAGAGCGCCGCCGCAAUGAACUGUACCGUCAGUACUACGAGGAACUCCAGCGGCGCUACGACGCCGACCGUCCCGUUGACUGCUCCGUGAUUGUCGUCAACAAGGCGCAAAAUAGGGAGUAUGCCGAAACGGUCGGACGUAAAGUUCGUGAUUUGGGCAUGGUGGUGGAUCUGAUCUUCCUCAACACAGAGGUGUCACUAACUCAGGCCCUCGAGGAUGUAGGCAGAGCCCGCACUCCCUUUGCCAUCAUCAUUACCCAGCAGCACCAGGUCCACCGGUCCUGCACCGUCAACAUCUUGUUCGGAACACCGCAAGAGCAUCGAAACAUGCCCAUGCAGGACGCCAUGAUGCUGGUCGCCCACAAUUAUGACACCUACAAAGUUGAAAACCGUGAAAAAGAACGCGAGGAGAUCGCCAGAAAGGCUGCCAAGAUGGCGGACGAUGUGCUACUCAGGGAGCCUGACAGAGAGAGCCACCCCAUAUCUGUGCUCACCUCCAUCACACUGCUGUCUGAAAACAGAUUUGUAACCCCAGAUGAGAUGGAUAGUCUCAUUGCCUACCUGAAGGACAAAAGAGCUCGUCUUCUACGAAGUGCUGCAGACCCUCUCACAGCUGGAGCCCAUGUUGCAGCUCCUGCAGCAGUGCACCACGACGUUUCAUCCUCGGCCACAGGACUGCCUCCUCCAUCCCACUCUGCUCUCACACAGCCGCAGUCCAGCCACCUCGGCCUGUCGGCUGCUUCCAGCGCCUCCGUUAACCCAAACCACCAGCAGGAGCUGCAAGCUAAAAUCCUCAGCCUGUUCAACAGCGGCACCGGGGUCCCAACGGGCGGCGGAGUCCCGCCUUCCAUCUCCCAGUCGAAGGCCUACGGCUCCCUGGGCCCGCCCCCUUCCCAGAACCAGCCCCGCCCAUCCAUGACAGGCCCCUCUGCGGGUGUAUCCCAGGGUUACGGAGCCCCACUGGGACGCAUGCAAGUCACACCAGGCGGUCAGAGACCCCCCUCGUCUGCUUCAGGUAUCAAUUUUGACAACCCGAGUGUACAGAAAGCUCUGGACACCCUCAUUCAGAGCGGACCGUCUCUGAACCACCUGGUGAGCCCGGCAGCCUCUCAGCAGCCCCCCCCCAGCAUGGGCCAGGUACCGCCGAUGUCCAUGUACCCCCGACAUUACUGAUAGGUUGUAGUGAAGUAACAACUCCUCCCCUAAUGUGAGUUCACCUCUCCCCGAGUAGACACCACAUCGAUUCUCUGUGCAGUGAAUUUUCCAGCUGUGUAAUAUAGGUAGGUUGGAUGUUUUGUAAAAGCUUUUAAUCUUUUUUUUUUUUUUUUUCUUCCAAGUAUUGUCUUCAGUUGAUUUAAAUGGUUAUACAAUUUAGUUUCAUGACUUGUUCAGACUACCUAACAGUCUCUAUUUUCAAUUGUUAUUAGCCAGAAGUUAAUUAUUCAUGAAUUCUUCUUACAUGUGAGUUAAACUGAGGCACAGUCGCAUGUGUGAAGUACAGUAUACUUUGGUUUAUGAUGGACUCCUUUGGUUCUUUUCCCACCAUGAUUGUGUUUUAUAGUUUUCCACAGUGUCUUUUUAAUUUGUAACAUUUUCAGUGUCAAAACAAGACAUGAUUAAAAACUCCAGACACAA
Molecule: messenger RNA, 2729 nt
Organism: Anoplopoma fimbria (sablefish)
Lineage: Eukaryota; Metazoa; Chordata; Actinopteri; Perciformes; Anoplopomatidae
Gene: ncoa5
Product: nuclear receptor coactivator 5
Exons: 12
Coding region: 321-2267 (648 amino acids)
Biological process (GO): regulation of signal transduction
Cellular component (GO): nucleoplasm
Molecular function (GO): RNA binding
Source: RefSeq, a predicted model, not a curated record